Molecule: messenger RNA, 2883 nt
Organism: Pristis pectinata (smalltooth sawfish)
Lineage: Eukaryota; Metazoa; Chordata; Chondrichthyes; Rhinopristiformes; Pristidae
Product: basic leucine zipper transcriptional factor ATF-like 3
Exons: 3
Coding region: 168-590 (140 amino acids)
Biological process (GO): regulation of transcription by RNA polymerase II
Cellular component (GO): nucleus
Molecular function (GO): RNA polymerase II cis-regulatory region sequence-specific DNA binding; DNA-binding transcription factor activity, RNA polymerase II-specific
Source: RefSeq, a predicted model, not a curated record
GGUAGGGCUUACAAUAAAAUGAAAGUGAUGCCGGCAAUAAAGGGCGACUCGGCAGUCAGUCUGGUUCUUUGCAGCAAGAGUUCAAGCGGUGCAGUGUUAGUGGUCCUGCAGAGAUCAGCACCUGCUUCCCCUCUCUCUGCACACUGUGUGCCCACCUCGGAGGUUUUAUGAAGUUUAGCAACUUUCCUUUGCCCUGUAGUAUGGCUGCCACGGUUGGGGACUUCUCCCCUGAAUUUGAAACGGACGACUCCAGCCAGAAUUCUGAAAAGGAUUACGAGGGUUAUGACAAAAAGCUAAGACGAAGAGAAAAGAAUCGGAUUGCCGCGCAGAAAAGUCGGCAGAAGCAGACCCAGCGAGCAGACAUUUUACACCAGGAGUACGAGCAGCUGGAAAGGGAGAACGCCUCCCUGAGGAAGGAGAUCCAGACCCUGAAGGACGAGCUGAAGCAGUGGACGCAGGUGGUGCAGCAGCAUGAGCCGCACUGCGUGGUGCUGCCUGCCACCAGCUCCACUCUGGCCAGCAAGCCGCCAGUCGACCUAACAGACUUCCUCCCCAACAACUGGCGGGACACGGAGCUGCUGAAGUUCUAAUGCUGCCGGACGCAGAGGGGCAGGGGGUUGAUCACUGCGUACAUCCAACGGGGCCCAGUUCGGGAGCAGACGGACGUCAGCCGACCCAGGCCACACAUCUCCCUCGGGCCUCUGUUUUGGGAUCAAGUUUGACACUGCUGAAGCUGAGAUGCCCAAGACUGAAGGAAUUUGGAUCUCAGGAGGUUCCAUAGAGCUUUACAACUGACGACCUACAGUCAGGGUCAAAAGCCUACAGUGAGGGAGCACAGCUGCUCAGAGUCCCAAUUGCUGUAAACCCAGGGUGUUGGUCAAUAACAUUCCCAGAGCUCUUUGGUGACAUCCUGUGGCAGAAGGAGCUGGUUACAUCUGUGCCUGUGAAGCAAAAGGGGGAUAAUGCGAGAAUUUUGUGUGUGUGGUGUAUACAGAAAGAGCAGCAAGAGUUUGCCUUGCCACUAACUUUAGUGAAUGAAGGGAGUUAAGCACCAGUAAGUGAUUGGUACCUUUUCCGGGGGGGGGGGGGGGGGGGGGGGUGUGGAUUGGCCAUCCUGAGAGGGUUAAAACUUGGGUACAUUCACUGCAUUCGAAUCUGCAUCUUCAAUAUCGCCUGCAUUUUUUCUUUCUUCCCGAAAACCUUUCUCAGUUCUGCAUUACUGAAUGCUGGGUGAGUACAACUGCUGACCUACCUUGUGUGAUUAGUGCAGCACACAUAGAGCUCAAAUUCAACUUCCCCAGGACAAGUCACGUAGGAUCUUGACACGUAGAACCAGGCUAGGAAUGGGAGCACAAUGGUGAAAUUUUUCGACUGGUUAGCCAGAGCCAUGUUCAAAUUCUGCCACAGCAGCUGGAAAACUUGCAUUCAUUUAAUGAAAUAUUUCUGGAAUGGCAACUGGAUUGUCUGAGGAAACCCAUCUGGUCCAUUAAUGCCCUUUAAGGAUGCUAAGUUUGCUUCCCUCUCCUUCAAGGACCUCACCUGGUCUGGCCUACCUGUAAGUCUUACCUGCCCCCUUAGUCCAGGGGCAAUUAUGAAUGGAUAAUAAAAGUUGCCAUUGCCAGUGAUAUCUUGAAUGAACAAAGAAAUAUAUGUCCAAAACCAUCCUGAACUUUCUUCUCCAUACCUCUGAAAAUUAAGGCUGUGUGUUAGUUGGAGGGACCAAGGUGGGCAGAUGGUCUUAGGAUCUCAUCAAAUGGGAGAACAGGCCCAAGGUGAUUUAAUAUUAGCACUCCAGGUCUGAGGGAUGUCGGCACCAGCAAUCUGUGGAGAAGCGGCGGUUACUCAGAAUGUGUUGAUAGUGUGGAACACACUGCCUGUACAGUUGGUCAGGACUUGGAUGGGCACAGGAGGGACAAUAAUUUGCAGGGCUGUGGGAAAGAGCAGGUAAAUGUGGCUGAUGAUCUCGCUCUAUAAGGAGCCAGCACAGAUUUAAUGGGCCAAAUGUAUCCCCACUGUCCUGUGAUGAUUCUCUGACCCUUAACGCAGUUGGCUGAUUCAUGAGUCUGUUUGACCCUCAGGAACCACCAGCGAGGACGACUGCAACCAAAUAUCCUGUGGGAAUUCCCACCUAUUUCCACUGUACCCGUUGUAGGAAAGUUGUGUGGGCGGAGGGUGAUUUCCCAGAGCCCAAGGGUGUGAGAGGCUUCAGUUGUGCAGGGAGACGGGGAAAAGCUGUGGCUGGUCUCUGCGGAGCAGCGACGAUUAAGACACAAGUUAGUGGAGAUGCUCAGAGCUUGGGUUUUGACCAAGAGGGUGAGGAGAAUCCGUUUGACAUGCAGAAUGGUUGGGGAACCAACGGACUCAGACUUAACUGGUACAGACCAAAGAGAAUUGUUUCAACAGAAAGUUGUGGUGAUCUGGAAUCCACUGCUUAAAAGAGAAUUGGAUGAAUACUCAAACAAAAUUAUUACAGAGCUGUGGGAAAAGUGGGAGUACUGAAAAGAGCCAGAAUAAAUUCAAUGGGCUGAAGGACAUCCUGUAAAUUAUGCGAUGCUUUAAUGCUGAAGGGAAUGUAAGAGUUUGAAUGUGUUAAUUUCUGAAGCUUAUAAGAGUUUUGUCCUGCAGAGAGCUGUUCUUUUGCUUAGAUGUAGCACAUAGUAGAGAGGAACAGGCUGGAGUUUACCCAGAGGAAGAGCUGAGGGAUCUUGCAGCAUUAAUGGAACAAAUUUUCACAGAGACAUUAUACACUAAAGAGCAGUAGGCUCUACCCUGUCCUUUAUCUCUGUCUAACGUAGACCUGCAUUUUGUAAAGUUAAUGUAUCAAUUGUAAAAAUACAAUCUUUUUAUGGAUUUAUUCUGUAUAUUAAAAUGUAUAAAAAUUCA